CUCCGUUGUCAUCUCCUCCAAUCCUUCACCGUGCAAUUUUCAGGCCAUUUGGGGCCUUCAUAUGGGGCCCUUUGUCUCCUCCCUACCUCCUAGCGCGGCGCCACGCUUAUAACUAAAAAUCCAUCGCGUCGCCCUCUCCAUCUCCUCUAAGAAAUGAAGUCGUAUAGUCUUCAGCGUAGGGCUCCACCGGCGGAAGACGGCGCGCCAGUGCUCCGGCGGAGCGCGAGCGCGAAGCAGGCGUCCUCCCCGUCGCCGCUCAGCGUCUCCUCCUCCUCCUCCCAGUACCAGUCGGCGCGCGCCUCGACGUCCACGGCCAACGCGCCUGCCUUCGCGCGCCACAAGGCGCCGUCCAUCAACUGCAUGGCGGCCACCUCCACCGACACGCCGCCGGCCACCCCCAGGGGCACCAAGCAGCAGAAGCCCAAGUCGGCGUCGUACUCGUCGAUGUUCUCCCCGAGGAAGCUCAUGCAGCGGGCCUCCCGCGCCUUCCGCGGCAGGUCGUCCCGGCACAAGAGGAACUUGGCGGCGGACGUCGGCGAAGUGGACAGCCCCAGGUCGGUCGCCAGCAAGGGGUCUGACGCUGAAAGCAGCGUCUUUUCCUUGGACGAUCAGAUCACCGACGACGUCGUCGACGCCGGAGCCGCCUCCAAGCAGGAGGAGAUCGUGCCGGAGAAGAUCAUACACGAGGCGAACCCGCGGUCGCCCGUGAUCAAUCAGCUGGCGCCCGUGGCGGAGGAACAGGAAGAGGCGCGCAAUAACUCGCCGAAGAAGGAGGAAGCCGCCGCAGAGAUGGAGAAGGAGGAGGAGGAGCCCAAGAAGGAGGAGGUGCCCAAGGAGGAGGAGGAGGUGCCCAAGAAGGAAGCUCCUCCUGCUCCGGAUGACACCGUCGCCGAAGUGGACAAAAUCGCGGCUGCCAAGAAGCAGCAGCGCGAGGAUGACAUCAAGGCGGAGGUGGUGUGGAGGUUCCAGGGCUGCCGGGUGAGGACGUCGACGGGGAAGCGGUCGUUCGACGCUGACACGCCGCGGCGGCGGGAGUCGGCACGCAGCAACGAGGCGGUCGAGGAGGCGCGGAUCAAGCUGCUGGAGCUGCGGCAGGUGAACAAGGUGAAGGCUCUCGUCGGCGCCUUCGAGACCGUCAUGGACGACAACGAAAGCCCCGUCGCCGCCCGCAAGUCGCGGCUGAACCCCCACGCCUGAACUACAUUCAACGAGCACGAAGCUCGAUCGCGUGCGCUUCCUUUAUCCCUGCUACUCUUUAAUCACCCAUCAACCCAAUUUGUCGUCGUCGCCCACUUAUCUAUAAUUACGGUACCGCUUAUAUUUUGCAAGGAGGAAGAUGAUGGAGGGGUUAUUAUGAUGUAAUAAUAAUAAUGAUCAAGGAGGAAGAUGGUGUAUUAUACUUUAAUACUAUCAUCAACACGAUCAAUGGUUUCUCCUACUA
Triticum dicoccoides is the source of this 1441-nucleotide messenger RNA. RefSeq lists its product as uncharacterized. The record is from RefSeq and is a predicted model, not a curated record. Gene Ontology annotation, molecular function: calmodulin binding. Bases 154 to 1197 code for a protein of 347 amino acids. NCBI's taxonomy places the organism in Eukaryota, Viridiplantae, Streptophyta, Magnoliopsida, Poales, Poaceae. The transcript is spliced from 2 exons.